CGAUGCUUCCCUGUGCUUGGUCCCGUCGAUAGGGUUGACCCAGAUUGCUGGGACGCCCUCGAGCUUCCCAAACUUUCUCGGAACCUUUGCUUCCCCUCCUAGUUUCGACUACCGUGUCUCACCUAAUUGGUACCGCCCAAAGUCGUCCUUUCGAUUUUGGGGUGGCAUAUAUUUACAAAUGUCUUUUCCUCUCUGCUCCUGCAAACUCCGUCUUACCAUCUUCUUCUCCUCCUCUUCAUCUGCCCUCUCGAUUCUCUUCCUUUGAAGCCUUGUUGUGUCGAGCAUCCAUCCAUUGUCAUAAACCCUGUAGCCACCUACAACCAUGACCUUCCUUCCGAGCAACAGCGGUUGUAACGGGUUUCAAUUCACCUUUGAGACUUACCUAGACUCCUCUUCACGAAAUAUUGAGGCUGACUCGGAUAUCUCUAGCUCUGGCCGUGACAUAUAUGACUCCGUUUCUCUUUCAGAGAGCAUCUCCAAGUACGAGGAACAAUUUGGGAGAACAUACCAUUCUUAUCGCGCGGGUUCUUACCACUACCCCAAUGACCCUACCGAAACUGAGCGUCUAGAUGAUCAAUAUGAAAUCGCUAAGGAGUUGAUGGAGGGUCGCAACUACUUUGCCCCCUUUUCCCCAAAAAAUUCUCCAAGAAAGGUGUUGGACAUCGGUACGGGUACGGGCACAUGGGCCAUCGACAUGGGCGAUGAGUUCCCCGAGGCUGAGAUUAUCGGGACCGACCUCUCGCCUGUUCAACCUGAUCUCGUCCCACCAAACGUCCGGUUUUUUGUGGAAGAUUCAUCCGAAGAAUGGAUAUAUGCCCCCAACCACUUCGAUUACAUCCACACCCGAUACACUCUCGGUUGCUGGAAAGAUAUGAAGUCUCAGAUCAUCCAACGAGCCUUUGCCCACCUAAAGCCGGGCGGGUGGCUCGAGUGCCAGGAGCUCAACACGCUCCCUGUUUGCGACGAUGGCAGCAUGACAGACGACUACAAGCUGCUGCAAUGGGCUCGAGAUAUGGACGAUGCAUCCAGGGCUGCGGACCGACAGCUGGUCAUUGGUGACGAAAUCAAGAGGUGGCUGGAGGAGGUUGGGUUCGUGGACGUGCAGCAGAUAGUGUUGAAAUUACCCGUGGGUGGAUGGGCCAAGGAGCCACGGCUCAAACACCUCGGAAUGCUAUGGCAGAGGAAUCUAUCGGGCGGACUGAGUGGGCUAAGUGUUGGGUUAUUGCAUCGUUUCGGUGGAAAGACGACAGAACAGGUUGAGGUCGACCUGGUGGGCGUGCGGAACUCCAUGUUUGACAGAAAUGUCCAUGCAUAUAUGAAGAUCCAUGUCGUCUGGGGCCGAAAACCCGAUGGCAUCUCAUGAGUUAGGUAGAUCAAAAGGCACCAAGAUGAAAGAAAGCACGAAAGGUCUCCAAAUGGAUUUGUUUACCGCUACCA
Molecule: messenger RNA, 1437 nt
Organism: Neurospora crassa OR74A
Lineage: Eukaryota; Fungi; Ascomycota; Sordariomycetes; Sordariales; Sordariaceae
Product: methyltransferase
Exons: 6
Coding region: 323-1363 (346 amino acids)
Molecular function (GO): methyltransferase activity
Source: RefSeq, a predicted model, not a curated record